GAGUACUUCCAUGACCCUAUGGAUUACCACCGACAACGGUUACAGGAGCUUAAUCGUCUCUAUACCACCCAUAAAGAUACCGUGGACAAUCUUCAAGCCGCCGUGCGAAGGGAGAUUCCACUGCUGAUUCACGAGUUUCAGCCGUCGCUGGAUCAAACAGCAGCGCUGGAGGAAUAUGUGAACGAUCCUUUGAAUUUGUUCCGAUUUCUUCGCAAAAGCGAGUUUUCGCUUCCUCACGCUUUAUCGUUCUUGUUGGAUACGUUGAAAUGGCGGCUUCGAGACAAAGUGGAUGAAGUGACCAUGGAGACGGUGCGGUGCAACUUUUUGCAAAAGCCGCUGUGUUUCUUUCAUAAAAGGGAUCAUUGCGGACGACCGGUGCUGGUGGUGCAGCUGAGAUAUCUAGAGUGUCCGGAAAAGGCAGAAUCCAUGAUCGACUAUCUGACACCGAUGGUCAUUUAUGUAUUGGAAACCAUCCGAAAAUUAACGCGUGAUAUUAGCCUGACACGAAUGACCGACCACACAUCGGAUCCGAUUAUUCCGGAGAUGAUGGUCAUGGUCGAUUUCAAGCAAGCCCCAUCGCUGCCUCUGAAUCCAGGUUUAUUGCAGGGACUGAUUCAAUUGCUGAGACGGUAUCCCGGUGUGAUUGGGAUGGUGUGCCUGAUCAACUUUGGCUGGAUGUAUCAGGGCAUCUGGCAAAUGUGCAAACUGGUGCUUUCCGAAGAUGCCAAAAAUAAGGUUCACUUUCCCAAACAGAGACAUCUCAUCGAUCUGGUUCCCGUCCAAGAUUUGCUGGCAGAUCUAGGUGGGCAGGAUGAUCUCAUAUGGAGUCUUGAGAAGGAUCAUAUUUACAACCAAUACCAUUGUCCUUCCGUGACCUUGCCUUCGCCCGUCCUAUCCCCUUUGUUGCGCAGUCGUCGAAGCUCCAGCUCGUCUGUGCACUCCGUUUAUUAUGAUGCUUCCGAUCCUCUCACUCCUCCGCCGCAUCGGUCCUCCCCUUCCUUGAGCGCUUACGCCACUCCCGCAGGCGGUUUGACCCCCACUGUAAGUCACAGCGAUCUCACCAAGUUAGCCAAAGCGUACUCGCACAUCUCUCUCCAUUCCAAACUUCCCACCAUUCCUUUGCGAACCGGUUUUCGAGUCCUGGGUCACUGGUUGAUGCAGCAGCAAGACCGCGGGCAAAUGUCGUCAAGUGCAUUGAUGGAAAAACUUGGACAAUUACAAACAGUUCAAUCUCAGGGCGGCGGCGACGAGCCUUCAGCGAUCAAACUGCCGCGCCACAUGCCAAAGGGCUGGCUACACUGGUUUCCUCUCAGUCUAUCCAAGCUUCAAUGGAUAAUUCAAUGUCUAAUGAUACGCACCAUCAAAAGGCUGGUGCGAUACCGCAAUACCCUAUACUGGAUUGCUGCGUGUGUAUUAUUACGCAAUGGCAUCCAAGAAUUUGUACAAAAUAUGGUGAUGCUGACGAUGGAGGUGUUAACCGAUCAACCUACGGCACUGAAUGCAGUGGGUUUUCGAGGUUUGCUUGGGUUAACGAUGGGUCAAAUGACCCUGUAAAUUUUUUUUAACCAGAAAAAAAAUGAUGAAUGUUAAGAUGAACUUUUCUUUUUCAAU
This is a messenger RNA of Radiomyces spectabilis, 1611 nucleotides long. RefSeq names its product CRAL-TRIO domain-containing protein. Lineage: Eukaryota; Fungi; Mucoromycota; Mucoromycetes; Mucorales; Radiomycetaceae. The coding region runs from base 19 to 1554 and encodes 511 amino acids. The transcript has 4 exons. The record is from RefSeq and is a predicted model, not a curated record.